Molecule: messenger RNA, 501 nt
Organism: Aspergillus glaucus CBS 516.65
Lineage: Eukaryota; Fungi; Ascomycota; Eurotiomycetes; Eurotiales; Aspergillaceae
Exons: 2
Coding region: 1-501 (166 amino acids)
Molecular function (GO): oxidoreductase activity; copper ion binding
Source: RefSeq, a predicted model, not a curated record
AUGAACAAGACUUCAUUCCGUACCGAAUGGGAGAAUCCGACCUUGAUGCAGGUGGCCAACGGCAGCACCUCCUUCACUGCUAAACAACAUGUCAUCCAACUGCCGCAAGCAAACCAGUGGGUGUCCUUUGUGGUCCAUUUGCCCUUCACCCAGGACCACCCGAUGUAUCUUCACGGUCACGACUUCUUGAUUCUGGCAUCCGGAUACGGUGACUUUGAUUCCAGUUCAAUCACCCAGUCGUCUCUCGUUAAUGCGCCGCGACGGGACAUUGCCAUGCUGCCCGCCAGUGGUUACUUGGCCAUCGCAUUUCGGACUGACAAUCCCGGCGCUUGGUUAAUGCACUGCCGUAUCGCCUGGCAUACCUCAGAGGGUUUCGCCGUGCAGAUUCUUGAGCGUAAAUCGGAGAUUUCUAUCGACCGCACCCAGCUGCAUUCGACUUGUAUAAACUGGAAUAAGUAUGUUGCCGCCAAGGAUGUGGGCCAACAUGAUUCUGGGGUUUGA